This is a messenger RNA of Scleropages formosus (Asian bonytongue), 1321 nucleotides long. RefSeq names its product forkhead box L1 (gene foxl1). Gene Ontology annotation, molecular function: DNA-binding transcription factor activity, RNA polymerase II-specific; RNA polymerase II cis-regulatory region sequence-specific DNA binding. The record is from RefSeq and is a predicted model, not a curated record. The transcript has a single exon. The coding region runs from base 56 to 1273 and encodes 405 amino acids. NCBI's taxonomy places the organism in Eukaryota, Metazoa, Chordata, Actinopteri, Osteoglossiformes, Osteoglossidae. Gene Ontology annotation, biological process: cell differentiation; anatomical structure morphogenesis; regulation of transcription by RNA polymerase II.
GUUUACUAGACCACCGGCCAGACUCCCGAUCGGCCCUACAGACAGUAGUACAGGUAUGACGAGCAUGAGCCUUUACAGCAGUCGCGUGCAGCCCAUCGGGGUGCCCCCAUCGGCGCUGAACCUGUCCGGCUCUUCUCUCAUAUACGUCUAUGGGGGCGACAGCAGGGGCGGCAUCGUGCCCGCGCUGGGCUUCGCCUCGGCUCGACAGGAUCCCCCGCAGAAGCCGCCCUACAGCUACAUCGCGCUCAUCGCCAUGGCCAUCAAGAGCGCGCCGGGGCAGCGCGCCACCCUCAGCGGCAUCUACCAGUUCAUCAUGGAGCGCUUCCCCUUCUACCAUGACAACAAGCAGGGCUGGCAGAACUCCAUCCGGCACAACCUCUCCCUCAACGACUGCUUCAUCAAGGUGCCGCGGGAGAAGGGUCGCCCAGGUAAAGGUAGCUACUGGACGCUGGACACCAAGUGCCUGGACAUGUUCGAGAACGGGAACUACAGGCGCAGGAAAAGAAAGUGCAAGAACCAGGAGUCCUCCGAGGGCAAGUCUUUUCAGAAGAGACACGGGGCGGCGGUCUCCUCGUCGCGCGCUGGUUCGGGACCCCCCGCAGGGGAACACGCCGAGAUGGGAGAAAAGGCGCUCGGAGAAGCUGCGCUGGGACAAGACUGUGCCGUGGACAGGUCAUCCGCACAACUGAAACACGACGAGGACGAAGAUCGUGACUCGAGCGGAAGACCAUCCGCCGCCCCCGCAGAGCGCCUUCCUCCAGCUGCCACGGGCGCGGGCGCGGGCGCAGCGCGCGGCUGGCACGACGCCGCGUGUUCACCAGAUCAUGCGCACGACGGCCUGGCCUCGCACCACAAAACUGGCGACGUCCCCUCGGUGGACAGGCACCAUCACGCAGGAGUCCAGUGCUCCGAACCAAAGGACGGAUCUCCUCCCCAGGUGGACGGCUCCGCGGGGGGCGCAUCUCCACAAGAGGGGAACACCCCCGCGAACUUGCACUCGGCAGUCCGCCUUCCCUCGAGACCCAAAGGGACGAACCAAGUCGCCGACGCCAAACCUGCAGGGAGGUCGAAAGGCUUCAGCAUCGACAGCAUCUUGGCGAAAAAGGGCCAUCAGAGCCAAGGCUACCCGACGCGGGGUUUCGAUCCCGUGAGCCACGCGCUCGACGCGUCGGUGAUGGUCGGGACGCGCGCGCCGCACCUGUACCAGUUCGGGUUCCCGGUUUGCCCCUAUCUGUCCCUCACGUUCCCGGAGAAGGUACUGCACUUCCAGUAGAGACCACCGAACGAACACCGGCUGGAGACCGCAUCCUCGGCUGAUGUA